CCGAAUCUUCGCAAGUCUUGCUGUUGCAAUAAAGUACUGCGCACAAGAAGCAAUACACGCGUCAUGACACCGCUGGUUGAUGAUGAAGGUGGUGGUGGUGUGAGCCAUUUCAACCGACCCACCAAGCAAGCAAAGAAGUGAAGCGAAGCAAGACCACCCUCACCUCUCCACGGGUACCAGCGGCUCUCACACAGCUCGAGACGAUGACGAUGAAGGCGCUUGUGCUGGCCAAGAAGGGCCAUCCUACAGCCAACUUCCACCUCAAGGAGGAUGUGAAGAAGCCGACACUUGGCGCGGAUGACAAGGACAAGACGUCCAUCCUCAUCAAAGUGGUGGCCACUGCGCUCAACCCCGUUGACUGGAAAAUGGCAGACCAAGGGUUCCUCACCCACGAGUACCCCAUCGUGCUUGGCUGCGAUGUGGCCGGGGAAGUGAUUGGCGUUGGCCAAGACGUCAAGCGCUUCAAGGUGGGCGACAAGAUUGCCGCGUUCACGCCUCUCGGCACGCGCGACUGCGGCGGCUUUGCCCAAUACUGCAAGUGCCCCGAAGAGCUCGUGCUCCAUGUUCCAGAGGGCAUGCCCUUUGAUAAGGCGUGCACCCUUCCAGUUGGCAUGCUCACUGCUGGCCUUGGCCUCUUCCAUUCUAUGAAGCUGCCACUGCCCUCCAAGGCCUCUGGGCUCGAGGACAAGUGGCUGCUCGUGUGGGGAGCCUCCAGCGUGGUUGGGCUCUUCUGUGUCCAGCUCGCCAAGGCAUGCGGGCUGAAGGUUGUGGCCACCGCGAGCAAGCGCAACUUUGAGCUUGUCAAGACUUACGGCGCGGACGCCGUGUUUGACUACCACUCUGCAAGCGUCAUUGAUGACAUCAAGGCAGCGUGCAACGACACGCUCACGCUGGCGUUUGAUGCCGUUGGCAAGGUGGAUGAGGCUGCGUCUGCGCUGAAUACGACACAGCCGUGCAUGGUGUCAAGCUGUGCCGGCGCGCUGAGCAAGGAGACGAAGAACGUGACGUUUGAGACGACAAUGCUUGGUGACAUCUACCUUCCACACUCCGCCGAGAAGUACGCGGCGUUGGCCAAGGACAUCCAGGAGUACGAGAAGCUCAUCAGCACCGGUGUGGUCAAGCCGCCACACCUGACUGUUCUCAAUGGUCUGGACAAGGUUGUGGAGGGCCUGGACAUGCUCGCCAACCACAAGGUCUCUGGCCAGAAGCUUGUUGUCUCCCUUGCUUGACUUGACCACAACGACAAGCAAGCGGAAUUCGCGUGUGAUGUUGUGUUUGCAUGCGUUCUCGCACCCUCUGGCUCCCUGUCACAUCUGUUACGCCCAUCCGCUGCUGCCAUGUGAUGUGUGAUGUGGUCUGCUGGCUCAACAUACGUCUGUGAUGUUUUGUUCAUUGCGUGCUUCAUUCAAUACAAACACUCUUCUGAAACAAC
Salpingoeca rosetta is the source of this 1432-nucleotide messenger RNA. Its product is annotated as zinc-binding oxidoreductase CipB. Bases 204 to 1229 code for a protein of 341 amino acids. The transcript is spliced from 3 exons. Gene Ontology annotation, molecular function: oxidoreductase activity, acting on NAD(P)H. The record is from RefSeq and is a predicted model, not a curated record. NCBI's taxonomy places the organism in Eukaryota, Choanoflagellata, Craspedida, Salpingoecidae.